This is a messenger RNA of Hemiscyllium ocellatum (epaulette shark), 4082 nucleotides long. Its product is annotated as N-acetyltransferase ESCO1-like. The transcript has 10 exons. The record is from RefSeq and is a predicted model, not a curated record. Gene Ontology annotation, biological process: mitotic sister chromatid cohesion. NCBI's taxonomy places the organism in Eukaryota, Metazoa, Chordata, Chondrichthyes, Orectolobiformes, Hemiscylliidae. Bases 189 to 3755 code for a protein of 1188 amino acids. Gene Ontology annotation, cellular component: chromatin; nucleus. Gene Ontology annotation, molecular function: protein-lysine-acetyltransferase activity.
CAGGUCGCGCCUGCGCGCCGAGGGACUUACGUCGGCGUCAUGUCUCCAGCGGAAAAUGCGUGCGGCCUGGAGCUAGAGGCUGGGGCUUCGGCAUCAGGGCCUGUGGCUGGGGAUGUGACGGGCUGAGGUAGCAACUUAGAUCGAAAGCCGACGCCGUGUGGACAGCUUCGCUUUUCAUCAUCCAGAAAAUGGCAGCGCGGAAGCGGAAAGCGGCCUCGAGUGCGGAGCGUGGGUCAAAUCAUGGAUCAAUAAGAGGUGGACCUUCAACCAAAAAGCAACGUUUGGCGGAAAAAGCAAAAACUGAAUUGAGAGGGUGUGCAAAGCAGUCAGCUGUUCAAUUGCAGAAGGCAUCCACUAAAAAAGAAGCUUUGAAAUUGCUGAAAGGAACUGUUAAAGCAAACAGAUUAUCAGCAAAAAUAACUGCAAAACUCAAGGGGAAAGGCACAAAACUGAUUAUUAAUAAAAAUGAAAGGAUGGCUCCUUUGAAGAAGAAAUCUGUUAAAGCUUUGCUUAAAAAACGUGUAUUACUGAAAUCUUCCCAUCAAAAGAAAACCGUAGCUCCCCCAGUAUCGAGGAGGAGAUCUUGCAAAUUACAGCAUGAAAGUAAAACCAGGGAAAAACAAACGUGCGCCAAAACUCAAUGUAAGUCAAUGCCAGUGAAAGUUCCACAGAAAUUGCCUCAGAAUAAUAGAGCUUCGCAGUCACCACUCACACAAAAAGAUCUUCGUAUUUCCAAAGAGGCCACCUUUAAAAAGCUUCCUUUAAAAAUGACCUCAAGAGCUUGUUCUCAGAAAAAUGUUCCACAGAAGCCAAGUAAAUCAUCUAAAAUUAAAUCUCUUCAAAUGGUUGUAAAUACUGUGAAAACUGCAACAAACAAAUCCCACUCAAAGAAAAAUGUUCAAGUUCAACUGAAGUCAACCAUGAGGAUAUCAAAAAUGAGUCCUGCAAAGAAAGCUCGAAAAUCCUCGUCAGUAACUGCUAGGACCUCGACGAAGCAGCCUCUCCAUAAAGCAGUUAAAACUGUGGCACGCAAGAGUAAUCAUGCCAAACAGUUAACCUCAUAUAAAGCUUCUGAAACUGUGGCAAAAAAAGUUUCUUCUAAGAAAACUUCCGUGAAGGCACAGAUUAACGCACAAUCUGCAAAGAAACUUCAGGAAAAAAAGACAGUAAGAUUAAAAUCAUCACGGCAUCAUUCUACAGGUAAGGAUAAGCUUCAGCCUAAAGAUGUAAAACCUCAAACUAGAUCUAGUCAAAAACAUACAAAAGAAAAUAUUCCACAGGUAGUAAAAUCCAACCAAAUACUAAUUGAAAAGCCAACUAGAUCAUCUCAGAGACUAAAUCCGGGCCCUUUGUUGUCAACAAAAUCAUCCUUUUCCAUAGACAGCAAAACUAGUGCAUUUCCUUCUCAAAGAAAACUGAGAAAAAGAGCAUUUAAUGAUAUAUGUUCUAAAAGUCCUGAAAAUGCUUUGCCUAUGCAAAAAUUAAUUAAAGUAGAAAGUAAGCUUGGAAGAACGAAGCUGAGCAAAGUUACAGAAGCUCCAAAAGAGCAGGCUUCCAAUGUUGCACAAACAAAAUUAGAUGGUAAAUUUGGGAGAAAAGCCCCAGCAGCAAAAGUUUCAACUCCCAAGAAACAAAGUGCAAAGGUUGUCAAAACAGUGGCAUGUAUUGCAGAUGAAAGAAAGAUUGAUCUGGAGAACAGACAACUUCCUGCAAUUAAUAAGACUUCAACUGUUUCUGAAGAUCCUCAAGAAAAAUCAGAAUCUGGAAAGCAAAUUCCUAAAGACCCAUCUGAAACAAAAAUCAAAAAAAGUGCUUCACAGACAACAUUGCAGAAAAAUGGGAAACACUUGGAAGGCCAGGUUCAGAAAUCGGCCACGGCAAAUUGCAGUAUCAAAGAUACGAAAGGAAAAUGUGGAACAAAACCACCUGCAAAGAAACAAAGUAAAUCUAUGAAUAAUGUGCAAAAUAAGAAGUCCAAUCAUUCUCUGAAAGGACAUCUACAAGGUUCAAAACAAUCACGAAAAGUUAAUUGUAAAGCUAACAACGCUGUUUCUGCUCCAAACACAGGUACAGAAAACCCAUGUCUGCAAACUGAAAAUGAUGUUAAGUGUAAACGUCAAAGUAUUCUUGAGCUAUGUGAAGAAAUUGCAGAAGAGAUAGCUUCUGACACUCUUGAUCUUUCAGUAAAACAGGAACCUGCAAAGACAGAAGAUGAAAAUAUUCAAAAAGAACCAGAAGCCAUAACCCCUGAAGAUAUUGAGAAAACCAAUCUGGCUAAGCCAGUUUAUUCCAGCCUAAACAGAUUUCAAUUUUCAGGACAAAAAUGUGUGAACCGUAAACUUGUUGAGCAUAAUAAAUACAUAACUACAAGAUAUAGUUUACAUAAAGGAGGGAACAGUUGGACCAGAAUUAGGCAAAUUAAAACUGAUCAAAAAAAGCUAACUACCAUCAAUUCUACCUAUGAUAAGUUUAGAAAUUUGCAGGUUAGGCAAGCUGUUUCACAGGUAGUAGUUCAAACAAUUAGGAAGGUAGAGAAAGUGAAGCUGCCAAAUGGGGUGCCUGUCCAGACCAAAGAAGAAAAUGUUAUCACGUAUGAGCAACAUAAAUCAAAAACUGUUACUUCUCAAGUGGAACUUGGGAAAUCCUCCAAUAGCGAUCGUAAAUCAUCUGAAAACGGUACACCUGAAGAAAUAACAAAACUAGCGAAAUUGUUUGGCAAAAAAGAGGAUGAGACAGAGAUGCCAAAAAUGGAAACUGAAUCUGAAGCUGAUGAGAGUUUUAGGUUACAUUUGGAGUCGAGCCCUGAAUGUAGUCCAGAAAAGAGCUGUGCCACUGAAGUACUGCUGAAACCAGUUAAAGAGCAAUUGGAAAAUGGAUCAGAAGGGUCAUUGCUGAAAGAAACGGUACGGACUCUGUUCAGUAAUCCUGAUUCAUUGAAGAUGAAUGCCAGUGUAUCUUUGUCUAAUCAGCCAACUGUAGUAAAGAACACUGCAGAUCCCUCUGAACUUUCUGUACAGAAAGAAACUAAACCAAUCAUCACAGCAGGAGGUGGAGUUCAGCAAUCAAACAUCGAUGCUGGACAGAAAAGAAUCGGAGCUAUUUCUUGCACCACAUGUGGAAUGUUGUAUGCAGCUUCUAUUCCAGAAGAUGAAGCUCAGCACUUUCAGUUUCACAAACGUUUUAUUAGUGCUGUAAAAUACGUGGGCUGGAAGAAGGAGCGAAUUUUAGGUGAAUAUCCUGAUGGUAAAAUAAUAAUGGUUCUUCCCGAUGAUCCAAAAUAUGCCUUAAAAAAGGUUGAGGAGAUUCGAGAAGUUGUUGAUAAUGACCUUGGGUUUCAGCCAGCAGAACUUAAGUGUCCUUCCAGGACAAAGACACUUCUUUUCAUCUCCAAUGAGCGGAAAGUAGUUGGCUGUUUAAUUGCAGAACACAUACAGCAGGGCUUCAGAGUUAUAGCAGAUAAAGCCAAUCAGCAAUCAUCAAGUGAUGCAAUUAUGCUUGAACGCCAACGAGCGUGGUGUUGUUCAACCAAUCCAGAGCCUGCAAUCUGUGGAAUAAGUAGGGUAUGGGUCUUCAGUAUGAUGCGGCGGAAGGCAAUUGCAACAAGAAUGACUGACUGCCUUAGGAGCAGUUUUGUAUAUGGAUCAUAUUUGAGUAAAGAUGAGAUUGCAUUCUCUGACCCGACUCCAGAUGGCAAACUUUUUGCGACGCAGUAUUGUGGAACACCCAGAUUCCUUGUAUACAACUUUGUCAGCUAACCUCACACAGAUUGAUAUGAGACUUCGCAAAUAAUGGUGAUGAUGUCUUAAUACAGCUUUUGACAAUUGGUGUAGUUGUGUGUGAACUCUUCACAAAUGUGACCCAUGGUUUUGGGAGCUAGACUGAAGGAACUGUUACUUUUUAUUAAUGUGAACUCAGGACUGACUGCAACCAAAUGGUUGUUUUUAUAUUUUAGAAAACUGGAAUGGAUGCAGUAACAUUUGAAAAAUCUGAAUUUUAUUUUUAUUUUGAAACUGAAAUAGUUUGACUCUUUCAGAAAAGCAUGCCUUUUAGUUUAUUCAUGUUUACAGAUUUUAUGUAAGGCA